Messenger RNA from Chrysochloris asiatica (Cape golden mole), 1059 nucleotides. RefSeq names its product mitochondrial E3 ubiquitin protein ligase 1 (gene MUL1). Lineage: Eukaryota; Metazoa; Chordata; Mammalia; Afrosoricida; Chrysochloridae. Bases 1 to 1059 code for a protein of 352 amino acids. Gene Ontology annotation, molecular function: ubiquitin-protein transferase activity. The record is from RefSeq and is a predicted model, not a curated record. Gene Ontology annotation, biological process: organelle organization; protein ubiquitination. Gene Ontology annotation, cellular component: mitochondrion. The transcript has 4 exons.
AUGGAGAGCGGGGGGCGGCCCUCGCUGUGCCAGGCCAUCCUCCUAGGCACCAGCUCUGUCGUCACCGCUAUCCUCUACUCCGUGUACCGACACAAGGCCCAGGUCGCUCAUGAACUCAAGGGAGCUAAAAAAGUCCACUUGGGUGAAGAUCUAAAGAGUAUUCUUUUGGAAGCCCCAGGAAAAUGUGUGCCUUAUGCUGUUAUUGAAGGAGCCGUGCGAUCCGUUAAAGAAACACUCAACAGCCAAUUUGUGGAAAAUUGCAAGGGAGUGAUUCAGCGUCUGACCCUUCAGGAGCACAAGAUGGUGUGGAAUCGAACAACCAACCUUUGGAAUGACUAUUCAAAGAUUAUCCACCAGAGAACCAACACAGUGCCCUUUGACCUGGUGCCGCACGAGGAUGGAGUGGACGUGGCCGUCCGAGUGCUGAAGCCCCUGGACUCGGUAGAUCUGGGUCUGGAGACUGUGUACCAGAAGUUCCACCCAUCGGUCCAGUCUUUCACGGAUGUCAUCGGCCAUUACAUUAGCGGUGAGCGGCCCAAAGGCAUCCAGGAGACAGAGGAGAUGCUGAAGGUCGGGGCCCCCCUCACAGGGGUGGGUGAACUGGUCCUGGACAACAACUCCAUCCGCCUGCAGCCCCCCAAGCAGGGCAUGCAGUACUACCUGAGCAGCCAGGACUUUGACAGCCUGCUGCAGAGCCAGGAGUCCAGCGUCCGACUCUGGAAGGUCCUGACGCUGGUGUUCGGCUUUGCCGCCUGUGCCACCCUCUUCUUCAUCCUCCGCAAGCAGUACCUGCAGCGACAGGAGCGGCUGCGUCUCAAGCAGAUGCAGGAGGAGUUCCAGGAGCAGGAGGCCCAGCUGCUGAGCCGAGUGCCGCCCGAGGACAGGGAGAGUCUGAAGAGUGCCUGUGUGGUGUGUCUGAGCAGCUUCAAGUCCUGUGUCUUUCUCGAGUGCGGCCAUGUCUGUUCCUGCACCGAGUGCUACCGCGCUUUGCCAGAGCCCAGGAGAUGCCCCAUCUGCAGACAGGAGAUCACCCGCGUGGUGCCCUUGUACAAUAGCUAA